Messenger RNA from Arachis duranensis, 768 nucleotides. RefSeq lists its product as uncharacterized. The transcript is spliced from 3 exons. The record is from RefSeq and is a predicted model, not a curated record. Lineage: Eukaryota; Viridiplantae; Streptophyta; Magnoliopsida; Fabales; Fabaceae. Bases 1 to 768 code for a protein of 255 amino acids.
AUGUCUCCGGUACGGGUUGAGGGAUGGAUCGGGAACUUGCGGGUCGAGGCGGAUGCCGGAUUGCUUGACUGGAGUGAUGAGGGGGAAGCAUAUGCCAAUGUUGUGAAGACUUUGAGCAUAGCAAUAGGUCCACACAUAACAAAGAACCACAUUAAGAAUAGAAUGAAGACAUUGCAAGAUCAUUUUGCUGAGACAUAUGACUUAUUUCAUCACUUAAGUGGAUUUUCAUGGAAUCCUGUUACUAGAAAGUUUGAAGCUGAAGAAGAAGAGAAACCACAUGUAGAAAAAUGGAAGAAAAUACAAAUUAAGCAUUAUGAUACUUUGAAGGAGUUGUUCAGAACUGAUAGAGCUACCGGUAAAGGGGCUGCUACUUCACAAGAAAGAAUUCAACAACUUGAUAGAGAUCCCAUUGAUUUGAAUGACUCGUUUGAAAACAUUGAAUUUUCUGACAUAGAUGUUAAUAUAGGACAUGAUACCCCAACAUUUUCUGCUAAUUUAGAUUCACCAAGUGCUCCUCAUAGUCAGCCAAAUCAAUUAGGUGGGACUUCAAUGUCACGAGGAACAAAGCGUAAGUCUCCUAUGAAUGAUUUUUUGGAGGCACAAUAUGAGAAAGUUGCUUUGGGAAUUACUACCAUGGCCGAUGCUGUCAAAGAGGGUAGUUAUCUGUCUAGCAAGCUACAUGACGUGGCUCAGAGGCAUGUUAAAUUGAGAGACAAACUUCUGUGGCUGAGAGGCAAGUUUCGGUUGCCGAAAAACAAGUCUCGUUAA